Messenger RNA from Drechmeria coniospora, 963 nucleotides. RefSeq lists its product as uncharacterized. The transcript is spliced from 2 exons. The coding region runs from base 1 to 963 and encodes 320 amino acids. NCBI's taxonomy places the organism in Eukaryota, Fungi, Ascomycota, Sordariomycetes, Hypocreales, Ophiocordycipitaceae. Gene Ontology annotation, molecular function: oxidoreductase activity. The record is from RefSeq and is a predicted model, not a curated record.
AUGGCUUCGCCCAACCUUCCAAAGACGAUGAGGGCCGUUCUCCAGCCCGACAAGAACUCUCACAAGCUCACCAUGUCCGAGAUACCCGUUCCCGUGCCCACGCAUGCCGAAGAUGUCCUCGUCAAGGUCCACGCCACGGCACCCUGCAAGGGCGAGCUCGACUGGGCUCUCUGGGCGCCCGAGUUCAUCGGCGACGACAAGAUCUCCAUCCCCGGCCAGGACCUCGCCGGCAUCGUCGUCUCGGCCCCGGCAGCCGGCGGCUUCAAGCCCGGCGACGAGGUCUACGCCCGCAUCGAGGCGAACCGCCCCGGCGCCGCCGCCGAGUACACGCUGGCCCGCGUGUCCGAGCUUGCCAUUCGGCCCAAGAACCUCGGCUGGCCCGAGACGGCGGCGACGCCCAUCAGCGCGCUGACCGCCUACCACAACGCGAAGCUCCGCGUCCUCAUCACGGCCGGAGCCGGUGCCGUCGGCAGCUGGGCCGUCCAGCUCGCCCGAGUCGCCGGAGCGGCCGCCGUCGUGGCCGUCGUCGGAUCCAAGAACGAGGGAUUCGUGCGCGAGCUCGGCGCGACGGAAACGAUAGACUACACGAAGCAGUCCAUCGGCGACUGGGUGGCCGCGGAUGCCGCCUCUCGACCCGUUGAUCUCGUCUUCGACUGCAUCGGCGGAUCGUCGCUCGCCCAGUCCUGGUACGCCGUGAAGGAGAGCGGAAAGCUCGUGAGCGUGUGCAGCGAGCCGGAGAAGAGCCGGCCCUCGGACGUGACCAAGACGGUCCGGAGCUUGUGGUUCGUCAUCACCCCGCUCGGCAAGCAUCUGGCUGCCAUCACGGCCUUGCUCGAGGCCGGCAAGCUCAAGCCGAGCAUCGACAGCGUCCUCGACUUUGCCCACUUUGCCGAGGCCUGGGACAAGGCGGAGCUAGGCAGGCCGAGGGGAAAAGUCAUCGUCAAGGUAUCGGACGAGGCAUGA